Molecule: messenger RNA, 393 nt
Organism: Thamnophis elegans (Western terrestrial garter snake)
Lineage: Eukaryota; Metazoa; Chordata; Lepidosauria; Squamata; Natricidae
Product: 60S ribosomal protein L28-like
Biological process (GO): translation
Cellular component (GO): cytosolic large ribosomal subunit; ribosome
Molecular function (GO): structural constituent of ribosome
Source: RefSeq, a predicted model, not a curated record
AUGUCUGCUCAUCUGCAAUGGAUGAUUGUUCACAACAAUCCUUCCUAUUUAAGGGACAAGCAAACUUACAGCAUGGAGUCCAACAAACUUAAGGCCCGUAACUCCUUCUGUUACAAUGGUCAUACAGUAGGAGUAGAACCAAUUGCUGAUGGAAAAGGUAUUGCUGUAGUCUUUAAGAAGUGUGCAGGCCAGCGAAAACCAGUCACGUCCUACGAAAAAAUCACCAUCAACAAGAAAGCACGGGCCACUCUCAGCAGCCUCCACUAUAUUAUUUGCAAGAAUAAUUACCGCAAGGAUCUGCACAUGGCUGCCUUACAUCAGGCCAGUGCAAUUCUGCGCAGCCAGAAGCCCAUGGUAGUGAAGAAGAGGACUCAGGCUCCCAAGACUGCAUAA